Centropristis striata (black sea bass) is the source of this 1364-nucleotide messenger RNA. It is a transcript of the gene cd8a, whose product is annotated as CD8a molecule. The record is from RefSeq and is a predicted model, not a curated record. The transcript has 6 exons. The coding region runs from base 215 to 892 and encodes 225 amino acids. NCBI's taxonomy places the organism in Eukaryota, Metazoa, Chordata, Actinopteri, Perciformes, Serranidae.
CAGAUCGGUGGGCUCCACUUCAAACAUCUUGCAGACCACGACUGUGCUGCAGGAGGUCUCUGCAAAACGCCGCUGCAAUGAUCCCAUUUGAUGCAGCACAGAAGAAGGUUACAGGUGGGGCGUGGUUUGAUAUCUCGCUGAAUUAUCUCGUAGAAGGCUUCAACAAACACCACAAAGACGCGUUUAGCAGCUAUUGUCUCCUGCAACAGUAAAAAUGGACCAAAAGUGGAUUUGGAUUCUGGUGAUUCUCGUGUUUUGUCAAAAAAUUACUUCAGUAGACAGCAGAGAUGUACCUGUUAAGGAAGGGAAGUCGGUUAUCAUCAACUGUGAGCUUCAAGACAAGGGCUCCAUGGUUGUCUGGUUGCGAAUUCUGGACACAUCUGGCAUGGAAUUUAUUGCAUCCUUCAGCAUCACUGGUGUCCUUAAGCAAUCUGGGCCCUCCUUCGAUUCCAUCUUCAGUUACCAAACGAAUAAGCCAGGUACCCUAACGCUGCAGUCCUUCAACAAAAACCGUGACAGCGGCGUUUACAGCUGCGGUGUCCUCAAGAAUAGUGCACUUAUAUUUGGCCCAACAACCCGACUGUAUGCAGAUACAGUCCCAGUUGAACCGACAAAGUCCGUCGUCGUCGCCACCAAAGAAAGUCUAUGCACAACUGCCAAGCCAUGUGUCUGUACAAACAAUAUGAAGCCAGCGCCAACCAAUCCUGAGCUGUUUUGUGAUCCGAUCAUUCUGGGCCCACUGGCGGGCGGCUGUGGACUUCUUCUUCUAAUCCUCAUCAUCAUCACCCUUUACUGCAACAAAAUAAGAACCCGAAGGUGUCCACACCAUUACAAACGAAAACCACGCACGGAUGCUCCUGGAAAACAAAUGAUGAACAAAAGACACGUCUGAUCUAAAUGGUGCACUGGACAUUGCUUUAAAUGGAAAUGAAGUCAAACGCUUGUGUUACUGUUGCAGAAAUGACUUUUCAUCUAUUCACAGUUUAAUCACAUUUUGUUGCCAACUUGAAAUUAUAAAAAGUUUUAAAGUGGUUCAAGGAUUCAACACAUCAAACAAUUUCAGAUUCCUUCAUCGUCAACAUCCAGUUUUCACGUUGAUGUUCGACAGACGAUGAUGCUGCACAGUCACAUUCACAUUGAACUCUUUAAUCAAAUCUAUUUAUCCAAUCCCUGUUAAUAACAGAAAUCCUGAGAAUAUUAAAAUCACUCUAAUUAAUGUGUAUUUUUUUCAAAAUGUAUGCAAAAAAUGUAUAAUUCUUUUUGCUUUUGCACAGAGACAAAGCCCAUUUUUAACUGUUUAAGUGACUUCCUUCAGCAGUUUUUUUCUAACCUUAAUUUCUGUAUUGUCCUUUAGUUUUUGAUUU